This is a messenger RNA of Morone saxatilis (striped sea-bass), 6161 nucleotides long. It is a transcript of the gene ankle1, whose product is annotated as ankyrin repeat and LEM domain containing 1. Gene Ontology annotation, molecular function: endonuclease activity; protein binding. The record is from RefSeq and is a predicted model, not a curated record. NCBI's taxonomy places the organism in Eukaryota, Metazoa, Chordata, Actinopteri, Moronidae. The transcript has 9 exons. Bases 1090 to 4620 code for a protein of 1176 amino acids.
UCCAACAGUGAAUACCUCUCAGCCAAACAAAUUUUUUUAUUUAUUUUUCUUCAUCUUUUUCAAGCCUCUCGUAACCUUUUUACUCACUCACAUUCCCACUUUAUUUUCAUUUUUUCAUGUAAGAGCUUAGUGAGCACAUCCUUGUCCUACAUCCCAGUCCCUCUCAUCCCAAUAACCCUACUUGAAAGUUUAUUCAGGCCUCUUUACACAUAACCAAAAUGCUUGUUGUGAAACGGUAGUACUACACAUUUGAUUUUCUGUCACCCUCUGUUGCUAUUAUGCUAAUUGCAUGUUUCAGUCAGUAUCUUGUUACCGAAAAAUUUUAUACAAAAUAUGCAAUGAAAACACAAGACACAAAAUGUAUUGUGGGAAAACAAGUUUUACUUUUCUUACUAAAACUAUUUAAAUUAAAAUAAACAUAGCAACGCCCAGCAGAUACAGUAUUUCAUUGCAGGAUCCACGUUUCAAAAACUUAAUUUAAUGCAAAAAGCAUGGAUCUCUUAAAACCUACCACUGUUGUGCUCUAAAACAAGAGCAUGAUUUAUAACUAAAUUAGGCCAUAUCUUAAAUCAAGUUUUUGAAAAUGGUGCAUUAAACCCAUUGUAGUAAAGUCAGACAAUGAUUGUUAAUAGCGGAAUCAUUCUGUAACAGAAAGGUAAAGAGCUGAUCCACAGCUCUGAUAUUGAACAUGGACCCCCGCUUUCCAUUGAGGUCUCACCUGAUUGGGUGCCAUGAAAGCAUCCACCAGUCACAGACAGCUAUGGGCGGGACUUCCGCCUGCUGCCAGCAUUGUGUGUUUGGAGGGAAAUUCAAUCAAAAUAGUCGUGCAGCUGCUCGAAACCUAGGAAUACGUGGAUAAACAAUACACAUCUUCAAGUAUUUAAGGGACUAAACUAAGGUUAACGCACAUUGACUGUUGGCUGUAUAUAAAACUUAAUUACUGCGCAGCUUUCUGCAGCUUUAAUCUCGCUGUUAGCUUAGCUAGCUGGACUCCAUUAAAAGCUCUCCAUAGCUUUGAUGCUUGGAUUUGGGCUAUGGGCUAAUUCAGAAAGAUGCUGAGGGAUACUUUGUGAACGGAUAACGUUGAUCAUGGAUCAUGGAAAGACGACGAGGCUCGAAGGUCAGCUUUGUAAAGCUGUGAACGACGGAGAACCCAGAUCUGUGCAGCUGCUGCUUUCACAAGGUGCAUGCCCCGACCUGGUGGGUGGUAAAGGGGUGGCAGCAAUACACUUGGCUGCUGGCAAAGAAACCGAAAAGAACACGCGCUGCUUGAAAAUUUUGCUGCAAUAUGGAGCGAACCCCAAUAUCAGGUCAUCAGAGGGCCUGACUCCUCUUCACAUUGCUGCGCUGUGGGGAUGCUAUCAAAAUCUAAAACUGCUCUUGAUGAAUGGAGGGAACCCAAACAGUAAAGAUAAUGAAGGGAAUACACCAGGGCAGCUUGCGGAGCAACAGGAGAAUCGGAAAUGUGCCCAGAUCCUUCAGGAGUAUCAGAGCAGCUCAGUGGACACAGAAGAGGAGGACUUGCCUCAAUUCCAAUACUCUGUAUAUUCAGACCAAACCGACAUGUCCAGCUAUCCUGAAUCAGACUACAGCUUCAGUUCCCACUCAUCUAUGAUAAGUGACUUUGGUGAAGCCCCAUUGAGCAGCACAAGGCGCUCGUCAUUUUUCAACAUGUCUAACAUUAAUGGAAGGCCAAGUUGCAGAGGGAUAUCGUUUAACAGACUUUCUGAUAUGGACAAUAAGAGGCAUCACUGGAACAAUUCCUCCUCACAUUGGUCAUCUGAAGGUCCCUCCAUACUAUCAAGCACUCGCAUGUCUGCAGUGGGACCGGCAGCUGCAAUGCCAAUUCUUAAGGAGGAUGAUUUAUGCACUUAUGAUGGUGUGUUCACAUCAAAAGUAAAUGAACAUGGUGCUGUAACUGAUGGCAGAAUCUCCCCCUCUAGAAGAGACACGCUCCCAGCAUUUGCCACAAGGCGAGCGAGCCGUAAGAGUGUGAGCUUCAGAGAUGUAGAUGAAUAUUUCCCCGUUUUUAGUCCUGAAUCUCCCCAACAGCAGUCUCCUGUCAGUGGCAUUAGCUUACCAUUUGACCUGUCUGAGUACUCUGACUUCCUGGAUUCAGAACGCAUGGCCACUGUUUUACACAAGCAGGGCAUCGACGUCACAUCCCCGGAUCACGUUUAUGUUUUUUGCAGAGAGAGCAGUGAGAGCACAGAUGAGGACAUGGAGAAAACAGUCAUCAGUCACUGUGCUUUGGAAGACUGUGAGGAUGAACAGGAGGAUGAACAUGUAAAAGAGGCUCAGGUAAAUAUACCAGAGCAGCCAGACUGUUUCCACGUUGGCAGCAGUAGCAGUGGGACUGGUAGUCAUUACAGUAGCUGUGAGAGCGAUCAUUACACCAGUGCUCUGGAUGAAUCUCAACACCCCAGACGUCUUUUACUCCCUGCGGUAGAGGAGGUUUCUGUUGGGACUGAAUCUGACAAAAAGAUUUCUACAGACUGUGACUUUGAAUUUACAAGGCAAGGUGGGAAUCUUCCACCUGUUCACACACAACCCCACAUUGAUUCAAAACCUGAAACCAAAGAGCACUUGCCAGAUAUGCUUGAUAAACUGGCCCUAUCUGAAUUGAAACGCCCAAAUAAUGAUGAAUUUGAGGCUUCUGGUGGUCCUGUUGUGGACAGGGCCGCACAAGGUGCCAAUUUCCAGCCUGUGGAUGAUGCAGCUGAAACGUUACAGGACAACUCUGACCCUCCAUUCACACCAAGUCCUUUUGUAACAGGCAGGACUCGCUCGAGGUUAAGUCGCUGCUCACUGAGAACAAGCAGGACACCGGAGAGCCUCCUCAUCACGUCUUCUCUGUUCGAAGAGACCCUCCCUACACCAGUUCGAACACGCCGCCAGACUCCCAGGUCUCAGAGCAGUGAAGACUUUUAUAGUUCACCACAUCCACCUUAUUAUACGCCAUCCUAUUCAGGGAGUAGCACAGGAGGAGACUCCUUGCCUGCUGAUUGCCAGGACACGCAGUCCAGCACCCUCGGAGCUGGUUCAAGUCUUAGCAGUAGCCAGGCUGACACUCUCAUCCUCUCCCGGAGCGGAACUGACUCGCUUUCUGAAUCACAGACUUUGUCCGACACAGUCGUAUUGGAGAAAAAACAGGAUUCCUCAAUGGAUGCUUAUGAAAGAAACCUCGCAGAGGUUAUACUGGCCAUGCAAGGCCACGAUCUUGCUGAAGGCAGGGACUUUUUGACUGAUGAUCUGACAAGUACAGAUGAGGCAACAACAGAAAGAAACAAAAAUCAAGCCCCUGGUAAGGACAAAGUAGACAGCCCAAUAAAUGAAGAUCUCUGGAUCACUGAGGACUGUAGCUCUCAGCCAGACUCUGUGUCAUCUUCAUCCAGCUCCAGCUAUUUUUCUCCAAGGAGCUCCAGGGAAAGCUCUGACCUUACUUGCACUCCAAGCACAGGAAGCACCCCCAGGUACAGCAUGAGCCGGCUGUCAAGCUGCCGCAGGCCACAGCACUUGGCCAGCCUCUCCUACACCCCUGGAGGGCGUCCACUCAUACAGGAUCUGGACGAACCAGUGGAGUACCUCUACACUGAUACAGAACAGGGCCAUAAGCUGAUUGAGAUCCACGUCCCUCCUACAGCAAACACCUCACUCAGCUCCAGCAUAAGUACCAGCAGCAGCGAGGAGACCAUCCUUUAUGACUGGAGCUCCAUGCAGACUGACAUGAUGCAGAACAGAGGAAAGGAGAACCAGAAGCCCCCGACGCUGCUACAGAAGGAGGAAAACGAGGAGCACAGUUUGUUGUCGGAGACCAAAGGGAUGACUGACAAGGAGCUGAGAUUAAGGCUAGUAGAGUUGGGGGAGAGCCCCGGCCCUAUCAGCAGCCGCACCAGGCCCACCUACGUGCGAAGGUUGUGCCGCCUGUUGCACGAGUCAAACUCCCAAUUGCCACACCACCAGAAGCAGUUAGACCAGCCACAAACAGAUUUAGGUUAUAGUUCAGAAUUGUGUCGGGCCCUGAGGACCUUCGAGCUGCCCGAUUGCCAGACUGAUGAGCAGGCUCUGUGCGAGCAGUUUGACCAACCAGAUCAAAACAGAAAGUGGAGGGAAGGCAUCAUCAAGUCCAGCUUCAACUACCUGCUGCUCGACCCAAGAGUGACCAAAAACCUCCCAUUCCGCAGUCGCACCAUGACUCCACAGGAGUGUUUCCAGACAUUUAUCCACGCUAUAUUUUAUGUGGGCAAAGGAAAACGCUCCCGGCCCUACAGCCACCUGUAUGAAGCUUUAGAGUACUUCAAAGGAGACAAGACCUCCAAGAAAUUGUGUCCCAAAGUGCAGCACAUCCUUCAGGUGUGGAACGCUGAGCAGGGCGUCAUCUCUCUGCAUUGUUUCCAGAACGUAAUUCCAGUGGAGGCUUACACAAGAGAGGCCUGCAUGGUGGAGGCCAUCGGGUUGAAGAUGCUCACCAAUCAGAAGCGAGGGGAUUUUUAUGGCGUGGUGUCCAACUGGCAGCUGAAGAAGAAACGGGAGCUGGGCAUCCACCUGCUCUACCGGGCCAUGCAGAUCUUUCUGGCCGAGGGUGAAAGGCAGCUCAGACCAGCAGACAUCAGACAGUAGUGACCCCCACUGGAAGGGGGUAUGAACAGCAGCAAAUUGCCAAUGCACAGAGGGUAAAAUACCACUACUUCAGGGUACAACACAACCCUCCUUUGAACAAUUUUGCACUCAAACGUUGGGUGGGGAUCCUCUGAGCUGUUACCCAGCAUUUAAUUGUCUUUCUGCUAUAAAAUAAUUCUCCAUCCUUCAGCAAUAUACCAUUUGUUAAGCAUAUGACAACCUCUGAUAAUAUUUACAUCCUUUGAACAGUGAUGGUAAUUUGGCUUUUUUUCCAUUUUAAAGUGACUACUUAAAGAUUCCACUUUGAAAUUGUGUUAAUAAUGAAGCUGCCUGAUUAUUAUUUUUUUUUAUAUAUGUAUAUUUCAUGUGUAUUUCCUCAUUACACUGCUUUUAACCGGCCCACGUGACAAAAAUAAUGAUUCCACAAAAAACCCAAGGGAGUAAUAAUAUAAUUGUGCAUAGAACAUGAACAUGAUGUGAAAGUCAAAAUUGUGAGGCUGCGGGUCUUUCCGAAGUCACGACAAAUCAGCAUGACAAACUUAUUUUACAAAAACAUUUUUCCCAGUAGGACACUUUUCUUCACGACUGCUGCAGUACUAAUGACUUUUUCAAAUUGAUCCACAACCAAUUUCAAAUGCCUUUCAGCAUAAUCAAAUUAACUGGUGUCAUAUUGCACAUAAACAAGUCGAUGCAUGAUGUCGUAAAAAAAAAAGUUCCAAAGAAGCUGGGAGAGUGGUAUUAACAAAUUAGGUCUGGCAGUGAGUCACGCUAUUUUUGUAUUGUUGAUGAUGACGGGGAAUUUAGCAGAGGCUGAUAACUGGUAUGCUGUAUGAUAGGUUGUUUUUUGUUUUUUUCAAGAAAUUUAAUGUAUAAAAUGUGAUGUGAAUUUGUUUACAUAGCUUGAUUUCCAUUUUUGUUGUGCCAAUUUGUUAUUUAAAAAAAAAAAAAAAAGCAUUACAGGCAAGCCAAUGAUAUGAUAGUGUCCAAUAGUAGUACUUACUUUUAUGUGUCUGAUUCUUUUACAAGUGUCAGUAUAGUGAAACUGGGUGAUUAAGUUUGUCGGUAGUAUAUAAGCACUUAAGAUGUUAAGAUCAUUGGACUGUUUGACCGAUUGUUAGUUAACAUCAUCGGGUUACAGCUGUCAGUAAUUGUCAUAAUCUACAUCAUUUUGUUAGCUAGUAAAACUAAUGAAAUUGGUCAAAGAAAUCUCAAAUUGAAGUUACUUUACUUGAAAAGUUGUCACAAUCUCAUCUCACUACUACUUUUUAUUCCAUUUGUUAUCUCCUCAGGGUAAAACACUUUUUUGAUUAUUGAAUUAUUCUUUAUUUUACACAAAAGGCAUUAAUACUAAUAAUUGAAAAUCAUCCUCAGGUUUAACAAAAGAAUCAAAGCAUGUGCUCAACCUAUAGGGUGAGUAAAACACCUGAUCUAUAGCGUUGACUUUUUUUAAUGAAAUUCAUUUCAUGAAAACAAUUACCUGUAAUAAUUAAACUAUUAAAUCCAAGGAGUAGUACAAUAAUAAGGUGUAUUGACAAUUUUUU